Messenger RNA from Ectocarpus siliculosus, 630 nucleotides. NCBI's taxonomy places the organism in Eukaryota, Phaeophyceae, Ectocarpales, Ectocarpaceae. The record is from the annotation of a GenBank genome assembly.
AUGUCGGCGACGCCCGUGGUGAAUGAGACGCCGACGCCGGCGGAAACGCCAACCAAUCUCGCCAGGAGCAAAGCGCAAGAGCUGUCUUCAGAUGCGGCGAAGUCGGAGACGCUAGAGGGAGGUGCUGCCGGCGCAGAUCCGUCAAAAAAGAAGCACGGAAAGCGCAAGCGCCGCGAGACUUGCAAUCCUUUGUUCGCCAGCGGGAAAAGGCAAGGGCAGCGCUGUGGGGCCGAGGCGAAAUCCCCCUGUGGUACGCUCUGUAGCAUGCGCAGUAAGAAAGGUGGCGAGAACCGUACUUGCGGUAGGGGUGGAAACGGCGGUGAUGACGAAACGGAAUACGUGCAGGAGCCUGAGGGGGACGAGGAGAUGAGUGACGGGGGUAGCGACGGCGAGUUUCCGGGGGAUUUGGCAGACUAUGACGAGCCGUCCGUGACUAUCAAAAGCCCUCAGCAGAUCAACGCUAUGGUGGACAAGAUACCGGAGGGCUGGGGAAUGGCGGCCCUGAAGUUCGUCUUCGAGUUGGUGCAACACACACAUGACUUCCGAAACGACCGCAAGCACGAAAGCUACAGAGGUACGACUUCGUUCGGCAAAACAGGUUUACAAAGUUUGAUGUACACGGAGUUUUGA